This is a messenger RNA of Suillus discolor, 681 nucleotides long. RefSeq lists its product as uncharacterized. NCBI's taxonomy places the organism in Eukaryota, Fungi, Basidiomycota, Agaricomycetes, Boletales, Suillaceae. The transcript has a single exon. The coding region runs from base 1 to 681 and encodes 226 amino acids. The record is from RefSeq and is a predicted model, not a curated record.
AUGAGGGACAUCCAAAACUCUGAGAAGUGUGAGGCAGAUAUGAUGCUGCAAGAACUCCUCGCAAGAUGCACAGGUUCUUCUCAAUACCUUUCUGUCAGCGAGAAAGCAAAGCUACUUGACUUUGUUCGGGACCUCCCACGCUGGUCUGUCUUGCGUCUCAUCAUGCAGCGGAUGGCAUACAAACAGUGGGGCCUUAACCGUGUGUUUGAGCCCGAGCCCAGAUUUUCGGGCAAGGUGAUGAUUGAGGACACCCAAAUCAACCUUGAGUUGGAUGUAAAGUCUAAGGAGCGCGUGACUCCAUUCGGUAUACGCGGAUGUGCAACUACCGUGUUUUCUGUGAAGAGCGAGGCACUAUCAGGUCUGCAGCAGGAUCCCCAUUUUUCCAAUGAAUCUUCUGAACUGGUGGCCAAGCUCUAUUGGCCAGAAGAGACGUGUCAGAAUGAGCCAGACAUCCUCAACGAGGUCUACAAAAUUGCACAGACAGAUCCAGAUGUGCAAGGCCAUGUCCCAGAGCUGGUCUGGUUCUACAUCAAAGAAACAUCCAUGUCCAAGAUUAGAGUAACACCAAGACUGAACGACACUGAACGGGCCGAACAGGGCAGCCGUGCCCUGUACAUCACCGUAUUCAGAAAGCUUAUCCCAAUCACAAGGCUUUCUGGCGAGGAGUUCCUUGCCGCAUAG